GCUCCGUACCAACCCCCAGCAGCCCCCAGCAGGCCAGAACAUGGCAGGACCACACCGAAAUGUGCCCGACAAACCCCCUGGUGUGCCCCUCAAGCCCACUAGUAAACUGGGUCCGCUGGGAAAGAAGAGGGUGUUGGAAACCCCAGCGAGUGCAUCUGCCUUGAAACGACCACGGCCUACACUGGCAGGAGGAGAUGGAGGACCGGGGGUAUUUCUCAAUCCAUUCCCUGAACCCUUCGACCCAGGCAUGAGUGUUAGUGAAUCUGAAGAGUUGACCCGAAGGAUACACCAGCGGAUGGAUCAGGAUUCGAGCGAGGCCAUGAGCGAGAUUGAGCAAGCGACCGAAGACAUCAAUUCAGCUAUUGAUCCCAGCCUUCGAGAUAUGGAGCCCACGUCAGCCUUGACUGAACAGCGUCUCAGCCACGAACGUGUACCUACGCUAGACAGUGGUCCCAUCCAAAAUGCAGCCUAUAUGCAUCCCCAAGGGCGCGGGAGUGUAUCUGCUUCACGUGCACCAGCCUCAGCUCCUUCUCGACCUGUUUCAACUUCUAUACGAGGUCCUACCCCCGAUGCAGUGACUGCGAGUCGAACACGUUUGGUGACUCCAAGCACUACCGGCAGUGCAUUCGAACCUACCUCACGUCGUCUAGGAGCACCACCUCUCAAACCGUCAGCACCAUCCAGUCAGUUUCGAACUCCCGACAUACCUCCUGUUCGUCGCGCGGGCUUCUCAAUUAGCACCGAACCUUCACAGCGUGCAGCUGCAACAUCACUAUCGAGCUCGCGAGUCACUAGUGCUGCAUUUACAGACAAAAUUGCGAACCUGGAUACCAUUGUCGCACAGCUUUCUGAGAAAGUCGAUCGGUUGACGCUGCAAAGUAGAGAAUCAGCUGAAAUCAAGCCUCGAAUUGAAGAACUCACCCAAGAGAACAAUAUGCUGCGAGCAAAUGUCGAAGAUCACCGUGCUGCGAUACAUGAACUCGAAGCAACUGUUGAUGCACAGAGUGCAUCACUGGAAGAACUGCUCACAUUGAUCAAUGGACUUAGGUCUGCCGGAGCCACACCACCAACAGUCAAGUCGGUUGACAAAGCAACAAAAGCAGUUCGCGACAACGUGUUUAAUAAUGCAAUACGGCACACCUUCUUCCACGCAAUGGGGAUUUCCGAUUCCAAGCAGGCAACGUCAUUGGGCGUCCUUGACGACGGUUCGUUCUGGUUCAAGUGCCCAACACGAGACGCGAAUCUUCUGCGACCGAACUUUGCUGGAUCGUGGUCAGAGAAUGCGGAUUGGCGGGAUGAUAUGGUCCGCUACAUCCGACUAAAAGCCUGUGAAGUUUUUGCUCAGCUUCCCGUUGACCAUCUCUCGCAAAAAACGGAUACCGAUAUCAUCAAACAGCUGAAGGAGGUGUUUGAGAACACCAGGGGGUCCAUCAAAAAAGGAAGCAAGGGGCAAGAUGCACUGGAGGCAAGAAAUCGCAAGCAGCGACAGACUGCUCGAAAGAAUCGCAAAAACAUAGAGAGAUCAGCAAUUGAAAUACGAAAAGAGACGGGAACAGAUGGACCUGAGUGGGAUUGGUUCUUCCAAGUUGGUUAUCAAUCAACGGAUGAAUCCGACGGUGGUGGUACUCACAAUGGUAAACGUGUGGUUGACUUCGCAUCAGACAGCGAGACCGCUCAAGUACCGCCAAUCAAGAAAUCUUCGAAGUCCAAGAAUGCGGACACAGUAUGGACCUCUCGUCCUCCGUGUUAUCGUGGCGAACAGGUCAAUGAGAAAGUUAGCCUGAUCAACGACGCUGUCAAUAAAAGAAGAGCGGAUCGAAAAAACUUCAUUGUUCCCAUCGUCGUAGGUGAAAAACGUGACAAAGAUCUCCCAAAGCCCGCAAACAACAAACUCAAGAUCCGACGGGAGUUCAUCAAUCCUGCCUGGCUUGCGGAGAAUUCACAAAUGGAUGUCCCAUCCCGAGUCGAUGCUGAUGCUCCAACACGACCCUGCGACCCUGACGCCAGUCGUGGACUCGGAGAUGAAUAUGUCAGCGGAAAUGACACACUGUAUGAUGGGGGUGAUGAAGAUGAUCUGGAAGAAUAA
This is a messenger RNA of Suillus clintonianus, 2086 nucleotides long. RefSeq lists its product as uncharacterized. Bases 41 to 2086 code for a protein of 681 amino acids. Lineage: Eukaryota; Fungi; Basidiomycota; Agaricomycetes; Boletales; Suillaceae. The transcript has 4 exons. The record is from RefSeq and is a predicted model, not a curated record.